This is a messenger RNA of Fundulus heteroclitus (mummichog), 2097 nucleotides long. RefSeq names its product CXXC finger protein 1b (gene cxxc1b). Gene Ontology annotation, molecular function: DNA binding; zinc ion binding. Gene Ontology annotation, biological process: positive regulation of DNA-templated transcription. NCBI's taxonomy places the organism in Eukaryota, Metazoa, Chordata, Actinopteri, Cyprinodontiformes, Fundulidae. The transcript has 14 exons. The record is from RefSeq and is a predicted model, not a curated record. Bases 167 to 1879 code for a protein of 570 amino acids. Gene Ontology annotation, cellular component: Set1C/COMPASS complex.
AAGAAGAACUUUUUCACGAGCGCUAACGACUGUAGCCGAAGGCAUAUCCGUGGAAAGUUAGCAUGAUGCUAGCUGUUGAAGCAGCGGUCUUCGGUCCCUUGUAAUAUCGGUUUCCACGCCGUGGUUGUUGUUUGCUGCUCCGCCAAAGGCCGCGUGAUCACACAGAAUGGACAGCGAAAUGUCAGAUGUCGACCUUGCCCCGGGGCCCGGGAGCAGCAGCAUGGAUGGGGAAAAUGCUCCGCUGUACUGCAUCUGUCGAAAGCCAGACAUCAACUGCUUCAUGAUCGGCUGCGACAACUGUAACGAGUGGUUCCACGGCCACUGCAUUAACAUCACGGAGAAGAUGGCAAAGGCCAUCCAAGAGUGGUACUGCAUGAGCUGCAGAGAGGAAAACCCGCUGUUGGAAGUAAAAUACAGAUCGAAGAAAAGCCGGGAGAAGGAGCCGGACUCGGACAGAACCGAAAGACAGUACAGCACCCCGAGCACUCCGGACUAUAGGAGCGACAGACGCCGCGGGUCCAAAGUGAAACGCUCGGUGCGCAUGUGUGGGGAGUGUGAGCCCUGCAGGAGGACCGAAGACUGUGCCCAGUGCGACUUCUGCAAGGACAUGAAGAAGUUCGGAGGGCCCAACAAAAUCAGGCAGAAGUGCCGCUUCAGGCAGUGCGAGGUCCGGGCCAGGAAAAUGCUUCGCGUGAAGGAGGAGGAGUUCUCUCUGCGCGAGAGGAGGGAGAAUUCCCACUACAGGCGAAGGCGCUACUCCGACGACUACGACAGCGAGGCAGAGCUUUACCAGCAGUACAGGGCGGUGGGGCUGGACGGCGACAUGGCUUGGGGGAGCGACGACGACGACGAGCCGCCUUUCAGCCCCGUCAUGCGCAAGAAAGCCAUAAAGGUGAAGCAUGUCAAGAGGCGGGAGAAGAAGAUUGAGAAAAAGAAAGAGUCGCGCCGCCACAAGCAGAAGCAGAAGCACAAGGACAGAAGCCGACACAGCGAGCGGGGCGAGCUGCGGGACAGCGGGGGGAUGCGCCAGUGUCUCGGGCCAAACUGUGUGGAAGCAUCGAGGCCCAACUCCAAAUACUGCUCCGAGGAAUGUGGCAUGAAGCUAGCAGCCAACCGGAUCUACGAGAUCCUCCCGCAGCGGAUCCAGCAGUGGCAGCAGAGUCCCUGCAUCGCCGAGGAGCACGGCAAGAAGCAGCUGGAGCGCAUCCGCCGGGACCAGCAGAACGCCCGCCUCCGCCUCACCGAGAUGGAGCGCCGCUUCCACGAGCUGGAGGGCAUCAUCGCCAAGGCCAAGCAGCAGGCGGUUCAGCAGGACGAGGAGGUGAACGAAGGGGAAAGUGAUGACACGGACCUGCAGAUUUUCUGCGUGUCCUGCGGUCAUCCCAUUAAUCCCAAAGUGGCGCUGAGACAUAUGGAGAGAUGCUACGCCAAGUACGAGAGUCAGACGUCCUUUGGUUCCAUGUAUCCCACAAGAAUAGAGGGCGCUACCAGACUCUUCUGUGACGUGUACAACCCCCAGAGCAAGACCUACUGCAAGAGGCUGCAGGUUCUGUGUCCAGAACAUUCCAGAGAUCCCAAGGUGCCGGUAGACGAGGUGUGUGGAUGCCCCCUGGUGAAGAACGUGUUUGACCCGACGGGAGAUUAUUGCAGGGUGUCCAAACGGAAGUGCAACAAGCAUUAUAACUGGGAAAAGCUGAGGAGAGCUGAGGUGGACUUGGAGCGAGUCAGAGUGUGGUACAAGCUGGACGAGCUUUUCGAGCAGGAGCGUAACGUCCGGACUGCCAUGACGAACAGAGCCGGUCUGCUGGCCCUGAUGUUGCACCAAACUAUCCAGCACGACCCCGUGACGACGGACCUGCGCAGCAACAAGGAUAGGUAGUCAGAGUUGUGCAGAUCCCUGUACAUAAUAACAUAAUAACGGUGGGCUAAAGAUGUAAAGUUCUAGAUUAGCUACUACUUUGAUCAAAGACGAUUUUCUACCAUUUUAGAGCGUGCGUAUGAUAAUAUAUUUUUCCCUAAUAGAGGUAGACGAGCGCAUCGAGUUGAAAACUGCUGUUUUUGGUAUAAGCAUUUUGAAUAAACAACUGAAACAUGCUA